Ahaetulla prasina is the source of this 2178-nucleotide messenger RNA. It is a transcript of the gene ANKRD34B, whose product is annotated as ankyrin repeat domain 34B. NCBI's taxonomy places the organism in Eukaryota, Metazoa, Chordata, Lepidosauria, Squamata, Colubridae. The coding region runs from base 230 to 1738 and encodes 502 amino acids. Gene Ontology annotation, molecular function: protein binding. The record is from RefSeq and is a predicted model, not a curated record. The transcript has 2 exons.
GGAGGCGAAAGUUGCUCCGGACUGUGUGACCGUCGGGAGGACCGUAAGCCAUCCGGGCUCCUUCCAUCCCUUUCCUCUUCGUCCCUUUUUCUCCUCCUGCCCGGAGGAGAAGCACAAAGAACCCCAAGUCUAUAGAAAAGGCAGCUUUCCGCUCUCCAAACUCCCCUAGACGGCCGCUUCUUCAAGCUGGUUACAUUUCAACUGCUCUAAUCAUCACUUGAAAAAAAGGAUGGAAAAAGCCACAGAAUUUUCAUCAGAUGGCAACUCUUUGAUUAAAGCUGUUUAUCACAGAAGACUUCGCCUUACAAGAUUAUUGUUAGAAGGUGGGGCCUACAUUAAUGAAAGCAAUGACCAUGGUGAAACACCUUUAAUGGUUGCUUGUAAAACAAAACAUGUAGACCAUCAAAGUGCUAGCAAGUUCAAAAUGGUGAAAUAUCUUUUGGAAAAUAAUGCAGACCCAAACAUACAAGAUAAAACUGGAAAGACAGCUUUGAUGCACGCCUGCUUGCAAAAAGCUGGUCCUGAAGUGGUUUCUUUGCUCAUUAGAAGUGGAGCUGAUUUAAAUUUACAAGACCAUUCAGGAAACACAGUUCUUCUAUAUUCAGUGAAUUCGGAGGAUAAGGAAACUCUAAAAAUUAUUCUAGAUGCUUGUAAAGCAAAGGGAAAAGAAGUUAUAAUCAUCACCAAAGACAGAUCUCCAUCUGGAAAGCAUAGAACUAGGCAGUUCUUAAAUGUGUCUCCUCCUGAUGUUGAUGAAUGCCAGUUUUCAGGUUCUUGUACUUCUCCGUCAGAAGUAGAAGUUAAAACAACUGUGCCCCCUCCUACAGAUUCAAAUGACACAAACGAGUCUCUCUUUAAUUUCAAAGAACUGAGUUAUCCUGGAAGAAAGGAAGGUGCAUCUGAACAGCAUUCUCCUUCUAGAAAAAUACACACAGGUCCUCAAAUGCCAAACACCAAAAUUUACUCUGAACCUUGGAUGAAAACUUCCUCUUCACUCUUGAAUCAGAACCAAAUACCUUGUUUACAAGAAGAGCUUCAUGAUAUAACUCCAGAAGAAGAGUUAUGUUUCAAAAUCAAUAAUCUAGCCCUGUCUAAGAGAUAUAUCACUAGGCAUCAUAGCAUUGAUAUUAAGGAUACCCUUAAUUUCUUGAAAAGCUUUGAACAAACUGCCUCAAGAAAGAUGUCAUGUGAUGAAAUAAACUCUAAUUCACUUUUUGGUGAGACUGGUCAGAGUGAAAUUCCUUCAGAUCAAAAUCUGGAUUUGACCCAUAUGAACUUCAUUUCCACCCUGAAAAGCAUUGUUCAGAGGAGAAACCUGGGUGCAAACCACUAUAGUUCUGAUUCACAGUUAACUAGCUUAGGGCCUGUUACAGAAGACAGCAAAUUACUUCUAGGGAAGAAAAAGCUUCUUUCACCAUCUCCAUCACUAUCUUCAAGUUCUAAAGAAUUGAUUGAAAAUAUGCCUCCGAGUUUCUUAAGCAGGAGAAAUCAUGCUAUUCUAGAGAGACGGGGUUCAGAUCACACUGCCCUGGCUAGACCUAACUUUCUCCCCCCAUUAAAUGUGAACUUUCAUUCCCCAAUCUCUGAUCUCUAUAAGAUAAAUAACAUAUCUUCCUAUGGACAAAAACCCCUAAUUCCAGCAGCACCAGCUUACCCCAAAGACUUCAGGAGCACAACUCUGUUGACAAGAAGACAGUCAUUACAAACAGAGCAGAUCAAGCAGUUGGUGAACUUUUAGCAAAUGAUAAACAAUGAUUACAAAUGUGUGCCUGCUUCACUCAAUUUUUUUUUCCUGUAUGAAAAUUAGCUGCUUAAGCAUCUUUGUUAACAAUUACAUCAGCCAUUAUUUUUUCUAACUUGAUGUUGAAAUGAAGCUUCAAAAAAGAACCAAGUCUUGUUUGAUUGGAGAAAUAUAUGUCCAUAUAUAAAUGGAUCACACAUGUAAACCUUAAUAUUUAUUUAGCUGUAGCUUAGCAUGUUGUGUGAACCCAACCCAUGGUAACUUAUGAACAGUAUCUGUGACUUGGCAGCUUAUUUGAAUUCAGCUGCAGUGAGCUACGAAAUACUGCUGCCCUCAUCAUACAUUCCAUUAUAAACAUGGAAGAUUGGAUAUUCUUGCUUAGUAUUUUAAGCUACAAGUUGUUCAUAGAACACUUUUAACAUUAACAAAUGUUAAGC